Molecule: messenger RNA, 5257 nt
Organism: Fusarium odoratissimum NRRL 54006
Lineage: Eukaryota; Fungi; Ascomycota; Sordariomycetes; Hypocreales; Nectriaceae
Product: AGC/PKC protein kinase
Exons: 6
Coding region: 1263-4712 (1149 amino acids)
Biological process (GO): protein phosphorylation; fungal-type cell wall biogenesis; signal transduction
Molecular function (GO): diacylglycerol-dependent serine/threonine kinase activity; ATP binding
Source: RefSeq, a predicted model, not a curated record
AGCCUCUUUGUCCACGUUAUCAUAUCAUCAUUCUAGUCCUACCGAGGUUACCUCUUGACAAAAGCAUAAGGUAAACCAACUAGAUUGCAUCGUAUCUUUCCGUGAAGAACUGAACAGACAAGGACCUACGGAUACUGAUGAAUGAUUCUGCUACAAACAGCGCACGUCGUCACCCACCAUAAACUCAACUUAACCGGCCGGAGAGCUACACCUACGCCGCUACAAAUUGGAAGCUCCCCGCCAGCCAAACCCUGGAUCUCCCCACCAAGAGCAGAGCGGCGGUGGUCUUAGCUCCUCGAGGUGGUCUUGGUCUGCCUGUGCCUGUAUCCGUACCCUGAGGCCUUGCCUUGGGCAUUCAUUAGUACUAAGGAACGGUAUUGGGCUGUGCUUUGUCUUUCGACCCUCUCUUUUUUUCGUGUUUGUCAAAAUCUUUUUUGAGCUGAUCACCUCUUUGUGUCUCCUAAAAGGACCUACCUAUAUUUCUCAGUUCUACCAAUUUCCUUGGUCUUUUAGCUUACCGCUAAAUUCACCUGAGUUAGCUCAGUGUUGCUGCGCUGUGCUCUGCUGUGCUGUGCUCGCGCGCAUUGAAUCCAUGGAAAACGCCCGAUAAAAACCCCGCCAAUUUUACCCCCUCCACCACCGACUGUCGAUGCGAUUCCCUAAGGUACCAACCAACUCUAGGAACUUAUUGGAUCACUGACGACAUUUCUCACUUUUGACCUUCCAACCUACCUGCACUCUAUUCCACCACUUCUACCUAACUGCCCUGCCACCGGCCACUCAACACCUAUAUAGUACCUACCCAAGGUACCUACCACCCCCAUCUGCUUGUGGCAACGGCUGGGCAUAAUAAACCCAAACCCUCUUUCCCUCAACCUCCCCUCUCCCCCACCCGCCAGCUUCGGCCUCAUCCAUCUGAAGCGAAGCUUGACGGCGAAAACCUCCGCCAGCUAUAAACCAUCGCCGCAGACGCACGCAUAAUUACGCAUACGCAACUGGGACCUUCUGGCUUCCCUCGUUCCGUGUGUUUCUGCCCGCCUGCACUUGGUUCGGCUCUCACAGUAUAACGACAUUCAUUAACGAUAACGACACACAAGACGUCACCUGUCUCGUCGUCUAUUUUACCACCCGCUCGCCUACGCUCGCCCGCUCAUUAUUGAGGCGUCGUCCUCACCACCUGAUAUCGGCUGUAUUUUCAGCCAUCCCCUCCUCCUCCAACCUCUUGUCGUCCAGCGCGAACGUAUCGUGCAGCCACUUUCACCAUGAAUGACGAUGAUGCGAUCCAUAGCAUCCACAAGAAGAUCGAGCGCGAGAAGGCUCUCAUCAACGCUGCCAAUUCCAUGAGGGCACAGACCAACAAUGAAGCCGUCAGAUCUCGUCUCGACUCACAAAUGCGAGAUGGUCGUCGCAAUCUUCAGUUCUUCGAGGAGAAGCUGCGCGACAUCCAGAUGCGACGUGUGAACGCAGGUGUUGGAGACAUGUCUCUUGGAGGACCUUCUGACGAUGCUGGCGGUCCUCCUGCACCACCUCCCAAGGAUUCCCGAGAAGACAGAGGAUCCUAUGGUUCGGGCUCAGGACAAUAUGCCCAAUCUGGUGCUGGUUCUGAUCUCAUGCCUCCCCGCCACCCUUAUGCUCCAGGUCCUGGUGGCUCGGGUAUUCCGAAGCCACGUCCAAAUUUCACCAAGUUAGAUUUGAUCAAAUAUGAUACACCGCAUCUGGGACCCCGCAUCCAGCUCAUGUUGUCGCAGAUUCAAUUCAAGCUAAACGUCGAAGAGCAAUAUCUGAAGGGUAUCGAAAAGAUGGUUCAGCUUUACGGUAUGGAAGGAGACCGCAAAAGUAAGGCUGACGCGGCUGCCCGAAAAGUCGAAAGCAAGCAGAAGAUUAUACUGUUGAAGCAGGCACUCAAGAGAUAUGAAGAACUGCACAUCGAUGCGGAUGUUGCCGACGCUCAAGAUGACGAUUCAAUCAACGCCCCUAACCUGAGGAAGCCCCUAAGCGGACAACUAUCGAUUCGUAUGCUGGCUAUAAAGGAUGUAGACCACCUCGCAACUGGCAGGUUUACGCGAGGGCCUGAGACCUUUAUUGCCGUCAAGGUUGAGGAUACCGUGAUGGCUCGUACAAAGGCGUCCAGGAACGAUCGCUGGGAAGCCGAAUACCAUACCAUCGAGGUUGACAAGGCCAACGAAAUCGAGCUGACAGUUUACGACAAACCCGCUGAGCACGCCAUGCCUAUUGCUAUGCUCUGGGUCCGAAUCUCUGAUAUUGUCGAGGAAAUGCGUCGCAAGAGGAUCGAGGCUGAGAUGAACAGUUCUGGAUGGGUUUCGGCCGACAGAAUGGGCAGCAGCGGUGGGGCCCCUUCACAGUUCCCCAUGAGCCCAUCUUCAGGCUCGUUUGGGCCAGGCUCUCCAGCAGGUGGCGGUGCGCAAGGAACAGAAACUGGCCCAUUCGGGACUGCUGGUCCUCAGCCUCAAGUGCAAACUGGACCAAUUGAAGAAUGGUUUAACCUAGAGCCUACUGGGCAGAUUCAACUCCAGUUGGCAUUCAACAAGACUAACGCGAACAGCCGCCCCGUUGACCUCGGUCUUGGCCGAAAGGGUGCUGUCCGUCAACGCAAGGAGGAGGUUCACGAGAUGUACGGACACAAGUUCGUACAGCACCAGUUCUACAACAUCAUGCGUUGUGCGCUUUGCGGAGAUUUCCUCAAGUACUCUGCAGGCAUGCAGUGUGAGGAUUGCAAGUACACUUGUCAUACAAAGUGUUAUUCCAGUGUGGUCACGAAGUGUAUCAGCAAGAGUAACGCGGAGACCGAUCCCGACGAGGAGAAGAUCAACCAUCGUAUUCCGCACAGAUUCAACCCUUAUUCCAACAUGACAGCAAACUGGUGCUGCCACUGUGGUUACAUUCUGCCUUUUGGCAAGAAGAACUGCAGAAGGUGCUCAGAAUGCAGUCUUACUGCCCACGCCCAGUGUGUGCACCUUGUUCCUGACUUCUGUGGCAUGUCCAUGGCGGUGGCCAAUCAAAUAUUGGACGGGAUCAGAUCCCAGAAGCAGAGGCAGGCAAAGGUCUCCUCACUGACAGAAAAGACUCUCCGGCCAGGAAAAUCGAGCCCGACAAGUACUCAUUCUCCGGCCCCAUCCUACUCCAGCUCGUCCGCACCUCCCUAUCAGCCAGGACCUGCCUCACCUGAGGCAACUGAGGCUGCUAAGGUUAUGUACUCGAACCAGACAACACCACGGCCUGGCCACCCCGACCGAACAUCAUCUAGCUCAACGGCGGCGGCGGCAGCCUCUGCGGCUAUGUCUGGAGGACCUGGAGGGGCCCAGAGACAACAGUCUGAUUAUGGACGUUACAGUGGAGGGUAUGACCAGCAACAAGAGGAUCCCUACGCUCAAGGGGGUCAAUACGGCGCGGGUCAGCAGCGUAAGUACAACCCGGCUGACUAUGCCAACGUCAACCCUAGCUACGGAGGACAACCGCCAGCUCAGGCUCAGCGACCAGUGCAGCAGCAGCCAGCUGCACAACAGCCUCCUCCCCAGCAACCGCUGCCUCCGGUGCCACAACACCAGCCUCAGCAGCAACAAGGUGGUUACCAGCAACCACCAGUACCAGCACACCAGCCCCAGUCUCCGGAAGCAAUGUCUCCUAAGCAGCAGUCUGCAUCUGGUGGAAAUAAGGCACCAUUACCUUUGGCUACAGACCCAGGUACUGGCCAACGGAUCGGACUUGACCAUUUCAACUUCCUGGCUGUGCUGGGUAAGGGUAACUUCGGUAAGGUCAUGCUUGCUGAAACAAAGCGAUCUCGCAAGCUCUAUGCUAUCAAGGUGCUCAAGAAAGAGUUCAUCAUCGAGAAUGAUGAAGUAGAGAGCAUCCGCUCUGAGAAGCGUGUGUUCCUGGUUGCCAACCGAGGUAGGCACCCAUUCUUGACCAACCUGCACGCAUGCUUCCAGACCGAGACCCGUGUGUACUUCGUAAUGGAGUAUGUUAGUGGUGGUGAUCUGAUGUUGCACAUUCAGCGAGGUCAAUUCGGCACCAAGCGUGCCCAAUUCUACGCUGCAGAGGUUUGCUUGGCCCUCAAGUACUUCCAUGAGAACGGUGUCAUCUACCGUGAUCUGAAGCUUGACAACAUUCUGCUGGCACUUGACGGUCAUGUCAAGAUUGGUGAUUAUGGUUUGUGCAAGGAGGAUAUGUGGUAUGGUUCGACAACAAGCACCUUCUGUGGUACCCCCGAGUUUAUGGCUCCAGAGAUUCUUCUCGAUAAGAAGUACGGUCGUGCUGUCGAUUGGUGGGCAUUUGGUGUCCUGAUCUACCAGAUGCUUCUCCAACAAUCUCCUUUCCGUGGAGAAGAUGAGGAUGAAAUAUACGAUGCCAUUCUCGCCGAUGAGCCUCUUUACCCUAUUCACAUGCCUCGAGACUCAGUCUCUAUUCUCCAGAAGCUGCUCACUCGUGAGCCUGACCAGCGACUCGGAAGCGGCCCAACUGAUGCCCAGGAGGUGAUGAGUCAGCCAUUCUUCCGCAACAUCAACUGGGACGACAUCUACCACAAAAGAGUGCAGCCUCCUUUCAUGCCUCAAAUUAAGAGUGCUACUGAUACCAGUAACUUCGACUCGGAGUUCACCAGCGUUACUCCCGUGUUGACCCCAGUCCAGUCUGUUUUAUCACAAGCCAUGCAAGAAGAAUUCCGAGGCUUCUCCUACACCGCUGAUUUUGAUUAAGCGACUGAAGUAACAAGAUUGACGAUUUUGCAAUAUUUUAUCGAGACGAUGGAGCCGCGGUGGGGUUGUUGUCUUGUCUAUCGGAUACCCAGGGGCGAUAGUGAAAUAGAUGGCCGGACACCGCGGGCAGGUGAUGUCGGUAUAGCGAACCUAGGAUGGGCGUCUGGAUAAGACGCCUUCUUUCCACGUUCGCUGGUUCGCUUAUAGCGAUUGGCUUUCAGGAUAUCGGUUGUUGGGCGAGUAAAACGUACGAGGGCAUGAUCAGUACCGUGCCAUAUUGAGAUGGCGAAGCAAGCGACUCUAGCGGUAGAUGAGUAUCGUAUGCAGCAGCAUUUGAAUGCAUGUUAGUUAAUAGAAGCGAGAGAAGAGAUAUCAAAAAUGAGUUGCAGGCGAUGGCUUUCGUCAUAUCUUACCCUAUACAGUUGUGAUUGAUGAUGUGUUCUUUGACAAGGUCUACAUACUGCUUGAUGAUUCGUUUUCACAUUGUCAUAGGUGCGUUUGUAGGUGUGAAGGGGCAUUGACAUGUUUUAGAUAUUUUUUUGACC